UGCAUAUACAAGUAUGUGUAUAUCAUUUUAUUCAUUUACAUAAAAUUUUACAUACAAAGAGCAACGUCAGGACUAACAUUUCUUAAGUAUUAAGUUAUUUUAUUUGCAACGAACUUAGGUACGAAAAGCAGUGAUGGAAGCAUAAAUUCUUUAAGUUUUAAAAAUAUACGCAAGUGACCUGGGCUUAAAUUGAUGAGCAAUAUUUUCGGAAUUCAUCUGCAGACCAAUGAAACAUGCCGAUGGACCCCAUAAGACGUUGCCAGACGUUUGAUGCACGUGUUCGCUAUUACAGCAGAGUAUCCUCAAUAAAGACAUCGCAGGGCGCGCGUGUAACACGAUUUUUUCUUUAAAUGAAAAUGUUCCGUCGGCGCAAACUAUUCCAACGCAAUCCAGGAUAUGCGAUUUUAAUCUUUCAAAUGAACUUCCGGUGUAGAAGAAGAAGAAGACACGUGACAUCUUCUAUAGUCAUCAGCGACGAUUCAGCACAAAUGAAGAGACAAAAACGUCUGAUAGAAGGUCUAUCGUAUCAAGAAUGUCAGUUGUUUUUAUGGGUCUCAUUUCUGGUCUUUGUUGCGUAGUGUCUUUUACUGCGCUUAUUCUUCAAAAUCGUCAGCAGUCGGUAAUAACAAAACUACAAACGACGGCGGUAAACUUGCGCAUGGCGGUUACGAAAUAAGAAGAGAACAACAGACUGUGUCUUCCGUGUGCAGAGCUCUCUUUGGAACCAUUUCCGGCGGACGCACCUCACCUACAUGCUCUGAUGAAACCAGACGAGAAAGGACAAUACAUUUGUUGUGCGAAAUCGGUUACGCAGAUUUCUGUUCUCCUAAAUUUGUUUGCAAAGAGAAAACAGAUGGAAAGAUGCUCUACAGAGACAAAGUCUUACAUGUGCAGCACAUCCGGUACUGCUGGUUCCCCGUCCAUUCCCGCCAAUGGCAACUCAUUCCGCAACAUAUACGCGCACCUGCAGGCCGGGACACAGCCGGUAUAUACCGAGUCUGAUGCACAAAUCCGGAACUGGAGUUUUGGCCCUGUCGCAACGGGGACUCACCUGACCAAUAUCCGGCUCUCGUCCGACAACCGUUCUCUCGUCAUCCCGGAGUCUGGCCGCUACUUUUUGUACAGCCAGGUCGGCAUUCUUAUAUACUACAACCCGGAAGCGCCUCUAGAGUUCCUGAGUCACUCUCAGUCUUUGAUCUAUGCCGUAUACCGGUACAAUAUGAUACACCCUACUGGUCACGAGGAACUGUUGCGGAGUGACGUAACUCAGUGCUGGGAACAGAAAAAAGAUUACGGGCGCUACACGAGCUAUGUUGGCGCGUCUGUCCAACUCAAUAAUGGCGAUACAGUCUACGUAAAAGUUUCUAAAAUCAAAUUCCUUUCUAAAAGUGAUUUCGGUAUAAUGUAUUUUGGAUUGUUCAAACUUUCUUGACAAUAAUACAAACAUGUUAAGCAGUUUAACGAGGUUCAUGCCUUCGAGGCUUAUAUCUUUAUAUAUACACCAUGUCCAAUAAUUUACUUGUACAUAAUCCAAAAACUUAACAUCAGACAACCGUUUAAUCUUAAAUCUUCAUGCAAAUCUCACGUAACAUGAACAGGUUUGUCAGGACGAUGCUUUUUAAUGCAUGUAGUAAAGUGGUCUUUCUUGACAUAUAUACUUUAUUGUAAUGUUUUCCUUAUAACAAUACUUUAACAAGAAAAGCAUUAACAUUAAGACCUAAAAUCAGUACAAAACAAAUCACCACAAAAAUUAAUUCGCGUUUGGAUCAAGCUCACGAUCAAGAAGAUAUUGUACCUCCGACCAAAACGUGUGCUGACGAUGAGGCUUGCGUUCAGAACGUACCUUCCAAACAAGUAGAUAUCAUACGUUUGAUCGACGCAAGCGUAUAAACAGGCAUAUGUCUAUAACAUGUACUGUGCACCCCAGACAUGGGAACAAUAAAACAUGAACUUGUAAUGGCUUAUUGCCGUUAGUGACAGAUAAAUCUUCAAUGGUACAUUAAGUGACCAAUAAGAAAUGCGUUUCACGAGUGUACAUAACGGCUGAUCCAGAAGAAUUGAUACAGCGGCCGAUGAAACUUAUAUUAAGCAUGUACAAGGCGAAAGCUCCAAAAGUUGUUGCAUUAUGUGUGUAACAGCAAUUUUAACGUUGAGCAUCGCGUAUGUUUUACUAGAAAGUGUACAUGUGGCGGCAAAUGAUUUAAGAUGAAUUCGUUCAAAUAAUUGUUCCGUUUGUUGAAAUAAACCUAAAAAUAAAAUGAACAUUAAUUAUA
Molecule: messenger RNA, 2273 nt
Organism: Dreissena polymorpha
Lineage: Eukaryota; Metazoa; Mollusca; Bivalvia; Myida; Dreissenidae
Exons: 5
Coding region: 761-1432 (223 amino acids)
Biological process (GO): positive regulation of transcription by RNA polymerase II; immune response; extrinsic apoptotic signaling pathway via death domain receptors
Cellular component (GO): membrane; cell surface
Molecular function (GO): cytokine activity; tumor necrosis factor receptor binding; CD40 receptor binding
Source: RefSeq, a predicted model, not a curated record